Messenger RNA from Onychostoma macrolepis, 3105 nucleotides. RefSeq names its product olfactomedin-like 1 (gene olfml1). Bases 496 to 1668 code for a protein of 390 amino acids. The record is from RefSeq and is a predicted model, not a curated record. Gene Ontology annotation, biological process: signal transduction. The transcript is spliced from 3 exons. Lineage: Eukaryota; Metazoa; Chordata; Actinopteri; Cypriniformes; Cyprinidae.
AAUAAAGUCAUUUUUUCCCCCGCAUCACUUAUGUCUGUUUGUGUGCCAAAAUCGAAGUUAUUUUGGACAGCCAGCCAGACUGACUGAAGCUCCUGAAGGUGUCCUGAUGUGUUUCCCGAUCUCAAAUUUCCAACUUGAACUCUUGAAAGGCUAAUGGACAAAUUGAAAGGGAGAGAGGCAAGUAUGGUGUAUAUUAUACAGUAAAUAUGCAGUAAUUUGAAUCGUAUGAUCUGCAGAGUUGAUUUAUCGAGUGAAAGCGUGUCAGGACAUCUGGAGUUUAUUACAACUAAAAACACAGCUUGUGAAGACCUGCCUUUUCAGCAUCUUCCUUCGAAUACAGUUCCAGCAUUUGAAUAACAAACAACCAGUUGCCUCUGGACUCAACCUGGCUCCAUUUUACCAGACUGAUAUUAGAUAAGAAGGGAGUUCUCUCGGUUUUAUUAUAUAACGCAAACUAAACAAGACAAAAAGAAAUCAAAGGUGAAAAUAUACAUCAUGCUUUUGUCUUUGGUAACUGUAUUUCUUUUGCUUGGAAUGGGACAAGCUCAAAGGACAACUCCUGAUUUUAUCAUGGAAUAUUUUCAGAGACAACUUCAGCAGCUUGAGGGACGACUGAUCAAAUGCGAGCAAGACUUCCAGCACUUCAGUCAAAGGAUGUAUGACAUGUCCAAGGAGAUACAUGGCGAAACAAGCAAGAUGAAUGUGCUGAAAUCAGAGGUCAAAGGUCACAUUGACACCUUUGCUAUGCGUUUGGACCGAGUGGAGAGAGAUGUGGAAUACCUGCAUAAUAAGAUCCCUGACACCGUUCAGGUUGACAUUGAGGACUCGUUGAUCGAACACCAGGUGAAAGAAGCCAAACUAAAAAAGACAUCUGUAAUCCCUAAGGGCAAAGACUGCAGUUCAGAAGUUGUGGGUAUCAAGUCUCUCAAAAUCGUAAAGAAAGCAGGCGAUGCCAAUGGAUCCUGGAUGAAGGAUCCAACAAAGGGUUCUGCUAAGAUUUACUUUUUUAGUGGCACUCGAAACAGUACAGUAUUAGCAUACACCUCUCUGAAGACCUUCACCGAACCAAACUCCACCAAAAAAACAGAAGUUAUCCGUCUUCCUUUUCCCUGGCACGGAACCGGCCAUGUGGUCUACAACGGCUUUGUGUACUACCACAGCGCAGACACCAGCAAUGAGAUCCUGAAGGUCCACCUCAGCAACCGUACGGUGGCUGAUCGGUUGCUGCUUCCUGGAGCCGGUCGGAUGCCGGCAUAUUCCCUCAAUCCUCACACUCUGCUGGAUCUCGCCGUAGAUGAAAUGGGGCUCUGGUCGAUCCAUGCAGACCCAGACUUUGGCGGCAACCUGGUGAUCACCAAGCUAGACCACAGUAGUCUGGCAGUGGAGCACACAUGGGAUACCAACUGCAAUAGCCGUGAUGCAGAAGCAGCUUUCAUAAUCUGUGGAACCUUAUAUGUGGUCUACAACUCCCACUAUGGUGGAAGGUCCAGCAUCCAAUGCUUGUUUGAUAUCCAUGACACCAUCUACACUGAGAGCAUUUCUGUGCUGUUCUUGCCAAAGCGUUACACCAGCCACUCUGCUUUGCGUUUCCACCCAAAGGAUAAGCAACUGUAUGCUUGGGAUGAUGGUUAUCAAACCAUCUAUAAGUUAGAAAUCAAGAAGAUAUAGGAUAGGUCAGUUCUACAUAGUAGUUACAAUGAGGUCCUUUUAGUGCUUUAUUCUUCUUCCCAAUCACAUAUAAUCUGCUUGUAAUUUAAUGGAAGGCACUUUGUAGUUGUGCCAGACUGUCAUUUCCUGAAAAACAAAGGACUCUUUGACCUCCUCGGUUCAGUCAGAGAACCGCAAGUAUCAUAUGUGCACUCUUUCUAUGAUUUGAGACAGUGAAAGAUGUUUGUCCAACAGCAGUAGGCUACUCUAUAAAUAAAUAACAUUAUAUGAAAGAAUAGACUAUCUGCAAUGCAUAUGUCUCUUAAAGAAGUUUGCCUUUCAAAUUUACUGUAUUUCUGAGGUUUGAAAUAAAACUAGGCUAUAAUGUGCACCACACAAAGCUCAAUUUGUGAAAUAAUUAUUUUUCUGACAUAUUUUGGAAAUAAAUAAUCGAUGAUAAUCCAUAGCUUAGUUGUGAUUUAACAAUAUAUUAGGGCGUUUCUUCAACUAGGGGCACUUUUAGCCUUGUGAAGUUGAAUUAAAAAAACUUUUCACGGAACACAGUCUCAUAAGUUUAAAUAAUUUGUCUAGUUUUAAGGUCUGUAAGAGGACAAACUUAGAUUACAAGAGAAAUUGUUAAUAUUUUACAUUUUUUCCAAACUGCAAUGAACAAAUGUCAUUUCCACCACAUCUCAAUAUAUAGCUGUUAUUUAAAUAUAGAAUAACUUAUGCCACUCAAGAAUUGUCUAAGAUCAUUUUUGUAACUAGUUCUACCAGUUUUUCCACAAUGUACAAUAAUUAUACAUUUGUCAAUGAGAUAAGUUAACUGCCCUAAGGACCAAAUGCUGAACUGUACACCUGUCACACUCUGAAAUUUAAUAUUGGUUUGGGUAAGAGCUUAUUAGAAAAUAAAUAACUUGAAUUUUUAUAUUAAGUAGAGCAUGAUCUCAUAAAUUGUGGAUACAUUUUUAAUGUGUGAUGAGAACUUUUUAAAUAUUUUAAAAAUGUGUGUGGUGAUGGAAAUGACAGGAUGGUGGUGGUAAUGACAGCCGGGUGUUGUGGAAAUGACAAUGAAUUAACGUGAAUGUAGAGAAACAGUAGAGAUAUUUAUUAGAAAAAGUCUUAAACUCAUCACACUCAUUAAACUCAAUUCACAAAGUCAUUAAACAUAACCACACCUGUUUUUAGUGUAGUGCUGAGUUUGAUGUAUAAAACUGAUUUGUCUCACAGCUGAACGGUUACAGUGCAUACUGUAAAUAACUGACACAACUGAUGGCAAGGCAAAAAUAUAAGCAAUAAAUGAUGCAUCAAAAUGUCAACAUUGUGAGAUAAUUAUGAGGCUAUAUAAUCGUGAGAGUUUGAUACUGAAAUGUUCUUAUUGGUCUCUUAAAUGAACACUCAUCUUCUGUAAAGAGUAACUGUAAAGAACACCUGAAACUGUAUCAUUUAAACAGAGAU